This is a messenger RNA of Aphis gossypii (cotton aphid), 2116 nucleotides long. RefSeq lists its product as uncharacterized. The record is from RefSeq and is a predicted model, not a curated record. Gene Ontology annotation, biological process: sensory perception of taste. Gene Ontology annotation, cellular component: membrane. NCBI's taxonomy places the organism in Eukaryota, Metazoa, Arthropoda, Insecta, Hemiptera, Aphididae. The coding region runs from base 122 to 1693 and encodes 523 amino acids. The transcript has 4 exons.
UAAUCUUUAAAAAAAAAAAAAAAAAAAUCAAAUAGUUCGACAGCAUUUUAUUGUUUAAUGAUACAUUUUGUGAUUACGUUACCUUAUAUAUACUAGAAAGAGAUGUUUCAAUAUCAGCUGUAUGUUGUCUUCUACGAAGAAACGAAACGAAAUAAGAGAAAUUCAGCGUUAUAAAAUCAAGACCUGCUGCAGUCGUACACAUACAGUAACAUUUUUCAUAGUUCUCGCGGCGUUUUUUUUUGGGGGGGGGAGGGACAUUACGUCGUAUUUUUCACCUGCAGGCAACGCAAAUCUCGCUGAUUUAUUAACGACGACAACGAUGGCCCGGUGGUCGUCGUCCACGGCGCGACAACGGGUAGUGCACACGUGGGCCGCUCUGGUGUACUGGACGGGCAAGGUGGCCGGGGUUUUGGUGUUGGCCGAGACCGCGGCGGCCGACCGGCGGCAGUUCGCGGCCACCGCGACGUCGGCCGUCCGCUGGCGGUUGGCGGCGGCCCGCGCUUGGAACGCCGUCUGUCUGGCGGCCGUUGUGCACCGGAUCGUCGUGGAAACGUGGCCGGUCACCGUGCAGGCCGUCACGCAAUUGCCGCAGGCCUCGUGCUACGACACCGUGUGCGGCGGCGUGUGGUGCGUGUACGCGUGCGUGUACUACGCCGUCGCCUGGCUGGACAGGACGUCGGAGAUCUGCGCCCUGGUGGCGGCCGUCACGUGGCGCCGGCGGUCCACGGCCGAGUGUCUGAACUCGGCCGCGGCCGGUCACUUGGACGACGACGACGACGGCGGCGGCGGCGGCGGCGCGGGAAAACCGUCAUCGUCGGCGGUCGUCGGCGUCCCGUGGCACGCGUACCUGAUCGUGGCGUUUCCGGUCGCACAGUUCGCGAUGGCCGCCAACGUGAUAUCGCCCGGCCACCAGGGCGCGUGGCGCAGGGCCGCGACCGCCGUGGCCGCGGUGGCCAGCUGCGCGCCGGUCGCGACGCACGGCACCGCGGCCGCCCUGCUGGUCGUGGCCAGCAGCAGCAUGCGGUCCGUCAACCGCAGCAUCACACGCCUGUUGCCGGUCGGCCGGAUGCGUCGCGUCCGGUCGUCAGCGGAUGACGGCGCCGCCGACGACGACGAAAACUGCCGCCAACGGGACGUGAUCGCGCGGCUGGCCCGCAGACACUGGCGGAUCACCGGGCUGGUGACGGGCGGCGUGUGCGGGGCUUACGGCGUAGACCUCAUGGCCGCCGUCCUCCUGGCCGCCGUCCGCGUCACGUACGUGGCCAUAUCGGUGUUCCAUCGGCUCACCGACGACUCGGACGCGCGUACCAACAUGUCGCUAGCCGUCGUCGUCCAACUGAUAGCUUGGUUCGGACAGUUUACCUAUUUGGCGUACACGUGCGACGAACUGGCCGCUCAAUCGAGUGAAAUGUUUGACAAUUUGAAUACACUGUUGUUGGAUAUUUUCAAAGAAAGUCGACUCUCUGGAGAACCAUACAUAAGUAAAAUGCAAGAAAUUGAAGCGGUGCAAGAGUUCAUGCGUCAAGUAGUAGCACGCAAAGUCAUCGUACAUGCAUGCGGUGGUCUAAUAACGUUAAAUCUAUCUCUGAUAACCACGAUCAUUGGAGUCACAUUAACAUAUUUUAUUGUUUUAUUGCAAUUUGAAUCAUCGCACAGUAGUACCGUGCAUAAUGAUACAUUGAUACACACAUGAUUCAAUGAGAAGCAGUUGUUCAAGAAUCUAUUUAACGGUAUUUUACAUUUAUUUAAUUUAAUUCAAAAUAAUAAACUUUACAGUUGGGUAAUAACGUUAAACGAUGUUUCAUUUUGUCAACAACAUUGAACUUAAGGAUUCAAAAAAGACACAGAUGUGCUUCACGUUUUUGGCUAACUGAACUCAAUAAAUAUAUUGUAUUGGGGAUAUUGGUCAUAAAAAUUUUAUGCAAUCAACCUUUCAAAUAUCUUAAAAAUGUUAUGAUCAUUUUCGACCUACUUUUCUCAUAUUACAGUGAUUAAAUAAUACAAAACACGACUUAGAAGUUAAAAGUUUAGUGCAAGACUAAUAAAUAAUUUUGAAAUGAAAGCAAAAAGUAAAACAUACAAUAACUCAAUAAUUUAAUAUUUAAUCUAAGUAUGA